This is a messenger RNA of Carassius auratus (goldfish), 2424 nucleotides long. RefSeq names its product caveolae-associated protein 1-like. Lineage: Eukaryota; Metazoa; Chordata; Actinopteri; Cypriniformes; Cyprinidae. Gene Ontology annotation, molecular function: rRNA primary transcript binding. The record is from RefSeq and is a predicted model, not a curated record. Gene Ontology annotation, cellular component: cytoplasm; caveola. Gene Ontology annotation, biological process: termination of RNA polymerase I transcription; transcription initiation at RNA polymerase I promoter. Bases 415 to 1728 code for a protein of 437 amino acids. The transcript is spliced from 2 exons.
AGACCUCCCAGUAAGUGAUCACUGUAGAGGGCUGGACUAUGGAGGAAAAGGGAAGACCUGACAGACAGGCUUCACGGGGAGCUGUGGUCACACACACUCCCACAAACCUUGGAGAGUGUGCUUCCACCAACUGGCCGUAGUCCUAGAGUAGACUUAAUGAAAAGAGAAAGGGAGGGAAAGUUUGAGGCAUUAUAGUAAACCUAGAGAGUAGUACAUGUGAAGCUUGUUGCUUGCAAGUUGGAGUCAUUCCGCUCGGAUUGCUAGGUGUCUGCUGUCAUUCAAGUCUUUUUUUAGUGCUUUAUUUUUACCCUAGGACAGCUUUCUUGCACAACGUGCCACAAGUGUGCAUGCUUCUUCCUGCUGUCUGCAAGUAAGCUUGUGUGUGUUUCAUCUGAGUCUACUUGAAACCAAGCCAUGGCCGACACAGACUUCAAACUGGAGCGUGCCGUCUUCGCCGAAGUCUCUGAUGACGAUGAGGAGGUCGCCUUGGUGCCUUCUGCAACCAAACUUGCCACCACCUCCAAGGUGUUCAAAUCAAAACGAGUUGAUGAUGAUGAUGAUGAUGAUGAUGACGAUGAUGAUCCAGUGGAAGAGGUGGACCUGGUGUUGGGGCCAGGACUCGAUGGAGGUGGCAGUGGUGAGGCCCAGAAAUUUGAGGCCGAGGCUACCGGCAUGAAGGUCCUGGCACUCCUAGACAAGAUCAUAGGUGUGGUGGACCAGAUACAGCAGACUCAGACAGGCCUCGAGGCCAAGCAGGAGACCAUGGAGAAGAAUAUGAGCAGCAUCCAGACGGAGCUGGCCAAGCUGGCGAAGAGUCAUGUUGGAACAGCUGGGACGGUCAACAAGCUUCUGGACAAGGUGCGGAAGGUGAACGUCAACGUGAAGAGUGUGCGCACAGAUCUGGAGAAGCAAGUGGGACGGAUCAAAAAACUGGAGAACAAUGAACAUGAGCUACUCAAGAGGAAGAACUUCAAAGUGCUCAUCUUCCCGGACAAGGUAAAACCUGUGAAGGUCUCUAAGAAGCCAGUGGCUGCUGGAGAGGAAGGAGAGCAGGUGCGGAGUGAAGGAGCAGAGGAAGACCAUGGCACUGAAGAGGAAGUUGAGGUUGAGGAGAUCAUAGAGGAAUCUCGUGCUGAACGCAUCAAACGCAGCGGCCUCCAGAAGGUGGACAAGCUGAAGGUAGCCUUCAGCAAGGAGCAGAUGGAGAAGACCAGACAGAAAACCAAGGAGAAUCUGGAGAAAACCCGACAGAGAACUAAAGAGAACCUGGAAAAGACACGUCAGAGAACCCGAGAGAACCUUGAGAAGACCAAGAAGAGCUUGGGCAAGAAGAUGGGUAAGCUAGGAACAAAGAUGACGCCUAACACUGAACGCCGUGAGAAGAUCCGCAGCUCCAGAGAGAAGAUGAAGAAGUCACUGACGCCCGAUCACACCGUCUACGCCCGCUCCAAAUCAACCACCUACCGUGUAGCACCUUUCACCUUCCACGUCAAGAAGAUCCGUGAGGGUGAGAUCGAACCCACACCAGAACCAGAGGAAGAGGAGGAGGAGGAGCAGGUGGAGCAGAAUGAGGAGGUCCAGGAGGAAGGAGGUCUAGUGUCAAGGGUGGAGGAGAGUGUCCUGGUCAAUCUUGACAGCCUGGAGAUGGAGGCCUUACUAGAGGCAUCUGAUCAAUCACGGCUGGCGUUCCAGGAGACGGCGAGGCCGAGGGAGAAGGCUGGCCAGUAAAUCCAACAUGCUGAGCGCUGGGAAAAAUAAUGUGGAGGUCUGGAGAUAAAUCAGGCUAAAAGGAUGUAGGGAACCGAGAUGUGCUUGAGGUUGGAAUAAAGAGCAAAUGAAGUCGACUGGACCUUUGGCUGAACAUUUGGUUUGUCUGUUUCUUACUAUCCUCUCAACCCCAAGGUUGCAUUUUUUGUUUUAUUUUGUUUUGUUCAAUUGUCCAUUUUUACAUUGAUUACUGGUUAAUUUUGUGUCAAAUAAAAAAGAUCAAAUCAUUUCAAAUUUGAUUCCCAAGACUUAAUUUACAUUUAAAAUCUAAUCAUAUUUUCAUAAACACUCUCAUGGCAAUUAAUUCCUGUAUUAGACAUUUCAUUUUAACUUAUUCAGUUGUAAUCAAGGCUACCCGGGUGCAUCCAAAUGUGUCCAAUAUAUAUUUAUAUUAAAGUGUCUAUAUUUCAUGAACACCUUGUGUUCUUUGUACUAUCAUGUGACGUGAUGUCUGCUUAUUUCAACAGUAUGAAUUAAAAGCAGGCUCUAUGCGUCUUGUAGAACAUCUGGGCUUUGUUUUAAUGUCAUGAAUGAACUGUUGGAAGCCGUUGAAAGGGAAAACUACAGGGUGCUGGAAAGUAUGUUGUCUGUUGGAAAUAUUGUUGUGAGGGAAGGUAAAUAGAAAAAUAUUCUAAUUAAAGUGAAAAUGGAAAGAAA